AUGCCCGAGAAGCAGGCCUCAGAAAGCGGCGAGGAUGCCAGCUUGAGAUAUGCCUCAUCAGAAGUGGUGCUAAUUCCUCAGCCGACCGAUGAUCCAGCCGAUCCGCUCAAUUGGCCAAUGUCGAAAAAGGUCUUUAACUUGGGCCUAAUAUCGUUCGCUGCGCUCAUUGGAGUUGCACAGGCCCUGGCAAAUCAAUCUGGGUUCUUUGUGCAGGCUGCACUUUACCAAAAGAGCGCGACACAAUUGACCUACUCGGUAUCUGCAGCGAUUGCUGGCCUGGCAUCAGGUCCAUUUAUGUGGUCCAUACUCGCGCAACGAAUUGGUCGCAGCUCCUGUAUCUUUUUGGGGUUGCUCUUGACAAUGGCUUGCGGAAUCUGGUCUGCUGAGAUGACCGAUCCCGACCAGUAUAUCGCAUUUGUGAUAUCCAGAUGGCUUGGUGGUACUUUUGGGUCUGUAGCUUGCACAAUCGGAGCAGGAAUGGUGCUGGAUAUGUUUUACCUUCACCAACGUGGCAAGGCCUUUGCAUGUUACGCGCUGUGUACGCUUUUUGGGACUCAACUUGGACCGACUUUGAGUGGGUUCAUCAUCGCGAGAACAACCUGGCCUGUCCAAUUCUGGUGGACCGUCGGCUUAGAAGGGGCAAUGGCCGUUUUGGUCUUUCUCUUCCUAGAGGAGACAGGCUUUUCCCGUGAUGGAAAGGUAUACCCGAGCCGUCCUGAGCCUUGGUUCCAAAACCGAAUCGCCACGUUCUUUCCCGGCACUGCUGUGGUACCGCACAGCAAGGAGCAUGGGCGGCGGUCCUCACUAGACUUGCUACUGGUGGCACUUUGCCCUGUCACGCUAAUCGCUGGCUUAUUCCUCUUCAUAGCCUUUGGCUGGGCCGUGGCGGUAACGACGCUGCUCUCUGUGUUCUUGGAGGGCCCUGUCACAACAGGCGGAUAUGGCUUCUCCGGUAUCCAAAUGUCAUGCUUCUACUUUGUGCAAUGGGUCUCAAUCGCCGUGGCUGAGAUUUAUGGGAUAUUUUUGAAUGAUCGCAUUCCGCUCUGGUACACACGUCGAUAUCACAAGGGAGUAUGGAAGCCAGAGCACAGACUAUAUCCCCUCCUGGUCCUUCCAGCACUGCUUCUCCCGAUCGGACUGGGUUUGUUUGGCGCUGGUUUGCAGUACCACCUUCACUACAUGGUCUUAGCAUUGGGUCAAUUCUUGCUGAACUUCAGCGAGAUUGCGAUUGUGCCAGUGAUCUUCACCUAUGUCGCGGAAUGCUUCAUCGAUCAUGGACCGGAGGUGGUGACAGUUUUGAAUUGUUGGCGUUUAAUUUUAGGCCUGACGGUUCCGUUUUUCAUCACUGCAUGGGAAGGACGAGUUGGCGCGGGAUGGGUGUUUGGCAUGAUGGCAUUCUUCAGCAUUUUCGCCUUCUCGCUGACGGGAUUAUUGGCCUGGAGAGGUCCAUCUAUUCGGGGUUACUCGGUUGCUAGGCUGAGAAAGUCGGAGGAUGGAACCCAAGUGAUCGACCAACGAUGA
Messenger RNA from Penicillium lagena, 1521 nucleotides. RefSeq lists its product as uncharacterized. Lineage: Eukaryota; Fungi; Ascomycota; Eurotiomycetes; Eurotiales; Aspergillaceae. Gene Ontology annotation, biological process: transmembrane transport. Gene Ontology annotation, molecular function: transmembrane transporter activity. Bases 1 to 1521 code for a protein of 506 amino acids. The transcript has 2 exons. The record is from RefSeq and is a predicted model, not a curated record.